CUUGGCUUGUUGUUUCCUAUCCGCCAUUUUCCAGUCGCCAUUGAAAGGUGAAAACUCCACUAAAUGUCGGUGAUGAUUUUAAGAUUUUGAGUGGUUUCUUUAACAUUGGAACUGUUUUAAGUGUUGUGUAUUGAAAAUGAAGUGCCCAGGACUACCAUGACGCAUCAAAAUCACCAAACAAACGGUGCCAGUCUCGAGGAUUGCCACACAAACUUCUUUGCCUUGACCGAGCUUUACGGCAUAAAAUGGCGUAAGCUCGUGUGGGGCGAGACGCCGAGCGGCGGCGGCAGCGGCGGCGGCGACGGCGACGGCGCGGCGCCGCUGGGCGACCCGGUGAUCAGCAGCUACGCGCGCUGCCUGGCCGGCGACAUCCUGUGCGUGUGGCGGCGCGUGCCGGCGCCACAGCCGCAGGACAACAUCUACGACAUCCCGGCGCCCGCGCCGCCGCCGCCGCUGUCGCUCCGUGCUGCGAAGGAGCUCUGGAUCUUCUGGUACGGCGAGGAGCCCGACCUCAACGGCCUCGUCGCGCCGGAGCUCAUCGCCAGCCAAGGAGAGCAGGGAUCUUGGGAGAGUGGCCUGUCCUACGAGUGCCGUUCGCUGCUCUUCAAGGCUCUACAUAAUCUUAUUGAAAGAUGCCUGUUGUCCCGCGACUUCGUGCGUCUCGGCAAGUGGUUCGUGCAGCCCUACGAUGGCGACGAGGACGAUGUCGGCAAAAGCCCGUGGCACCUGUCCUUCUCGUUCGCGUUCUUCCUGCACGGCGAGAGCACGGUGUGCGCGUCGGUGGACGUGCGCCAGCACCCCGCCGUGCGCACCCUGUGCGCGCGCCGCCUGCAGCGCGCGCAGAAGCACCACCAGGCUAAAGUGAUCCUGGCGCCGUUCGGCCUCGAGGGCGUGGUGACGGGGCGCGAGUUCAGCGACAGCGACCCGGCCAGCGCGCGCCUGCUGGACGCCUGGCGACAGAUGUACCCGCUGGAGCAGGGCGCUGGGGCUGUCGAGGUGAUCUGCGGCGGCGUGUCUAUGCGCUACCCGGCGCCGUACGUGCUGGUGACGGAGCUGGAGGCCGAGCCGGACCCCGCGCCCGCCCCCGCCCGCGCGCCCCCCGCCGCCGCCCUCGCCGCGCGCGCGCUGCGGGCCCUCGCGCAGCCGCAGCACCAGACGGCAGAGAUAUGCAACGGUGACGUGUCGUCGGACAAGUGUGAAGACUUCGUGGACCCCACGCGCAAGACAUCCUGUACCUGUGCCAAGUGGCGCCGCCGCCGCCCGCAGCGCCUGCCGCCCUUCCACCGCCGCCAGCGCGCCCGCCCGCCGCCCGCCCACCACACGUUGCCGACGGGUGGCGCGACGGCGUGCUCGCCCGGCAGCUGCGGCGGGGGCUCGCCGGCCGCGCCCGCCUCCGCGCCGCCGUCGCCGCAGCCGCAGACCACGCUCGUGCAGCAUCAGCUACACAGCAGCGCGCAGCUGCCGACCACGCUGCACACGCCGGCGCCCACGCCGGACCCGCUGGCGCCGCCCACGCCCGCGCCGCCCUCCGCGCCGCCCGCCAAGCUGUUUAGCCAAGGCGACUCCCCCCCCAGCGGCGCGGCGGCGUCGCUCCCGCGCGAGCCGGCGAGCAGCGAGCUGCUGAAGCGGCCCGUGCUGCCGCCGGCCGAGCCCGCGCCCGACCCGCUCGAGGACGAGCACUCGCUGCACAUGCUGUACGACUACACCACCGUGCACGCCUGGCUGGAGCAUCCCGUCAAGCGGUUCAAGACGGAGGAGCCAUGUUUCAAAGAAGAGAUGGCGCUGGGUGCGGGGUCAACGGCCGACCUGUAUGAAGGCCAUGACCACACCAAGAUGGCCGCCACAAGACUCAACCACGACAUCAAGCAGGAGAAAGAACAGGAGGACGUUAAAGAGUACAAGAAUCUGUUUACCAUCAACGGCCUGUGCCCCACGCUAAAGGACCUCGACCAGAUAUUUGACAACUCGGACGACGCCAGCGGCGAUGAGUCGGUAAGACUUCUGCAAGUCCAAACGCCGCCGGACUCCAACAAGUCCACAGACGACAGUCGCUGCGUGGCCGGCGGGCGCUCAGUACGUGCCGAGGAGCUGAGCAAGAUGUUCCCGACGCCGCCGAGCAUGGAGCCCCACGCGCAGCCCAGCCCCGGGUUCACGCUGACGGACGACUGCUCGCACACGCCGCCGCCUGAUCCUAUUGAGGACUGGUCGUACGUGUUCAAGCCGCCCACCGUGUGCAAGUACGUGGGCUCGUCCAAGUACGCGCCGCUGACGUCGCUGCCGUCGCAGUGCGCGGGCGCCGUGACGCUGCCGUCGCACGCCGUGUACCGCCCGCGCUGGCAGCGCAGCGAGCGCGAGCCGCCGCCCGCCGCCGCCACCACCGCAGGCUCCAAGCGUCCAGCAUCACCCCCCGCGCCCGCGCCGCGCUCCGUGGCCCCCCUCUCCGCUCCCGGCUCGGCGCGCCCCUCCCCGCGCCCCGCGUCGCCCGCCCCCGCCGCGCCCGCGCCCGCCUGCCCACUGCUACUCAAUGUGUUGUUGGCAGACACGGUGCUCAACAUCUUCAGGGACCACAACUUCGACAGUUGCACGCUGUGUGUGUGCAAUGCUGGGCCUAAGGUGGUAGGUAAUAUCCGUGGCGCGGACGCGGCGACGUACCUGUUCGGGUCGAUGACCCCGGGCGAGUCGCCCCCCGCGUCCCCCGCCGCCCCGCACGACGACGACCCCGGCCGAUGUACCUGCGGCUUCAGUGCGAUAGUCAACAGGAGACUGUCGCAUCGCGCCGGACUGUUCUAUGAGGACGAGAUGGAGAUCACUGGCUUGGCGGAGGAGCCGGCGUCGUGGUCGCGCUCGCGGCUCGCGGACGUGGCGCCGCAGGUGCUGGCGGCGUGCUGCGGCGUGAGCUCGUGCGCCGCCGCGCUGCCCCGCGCUGCUCGGGCAGCCCGCGCCGCGCCGCGCUGCUCCCGCCCUCUCAACCACCGAGAAUACCUAGACGGCGGCGCGGCGGCGAGCCUGGCGCUGCGUGCCGCCAGCGCGGGGGCGCGCGCGGGGGCGGGGGCGGGGGCCGUGCACCGCUGGCCGUUCAUCUCCGCGCGCGGCCCGAGGUCGUCCCGGGAUGUCGUCAGAUUGAUGCGUCGCCUACGGCCGCUGCUGCAGGACGCGAUCCAGAAGCGGUGCUGCGGCGCGCGCAUGUGGGACGGCGUGACGGGCCCGCUGACGUGGCGGCAGUUCCACCGGCUGGCGGGCCGCGGCAACGAGGACCUGUGCGAGCCGCAGCCCGUGCCGCCGCUGCUCGUGGGCCACGACCGCGACUGGAUCUCCCUCUCCCCGUACGCCAUCCGCCACUGGGAGCGCCUCUCCCUCGAGCCCUACGCCUUCGCGCGCGACGUGGCCUACGUGGUGCUCGCGCCCGACGGCGACGCGCUCACCGAGCCGCUGCGCACGUUCUUCCGCGAGCUGUCCACGUCGUACGAGUCGUGCCGGCUCGGGCGCCACCAGCCCGUGACGCGCGUGGCCCGGGACGGCAUCGUGCGCGCCGCGCCCGGCCCCGGCCCGGACGACGCCGCCGCCGACGUGCCGCCCGGCCGCCUCAACGACUACCUGCGCGCCUACCGCGAGGCGCUGCGGGCCACGCUCGUGCCGCAGCUCGCGGACCUGGCGCUGGACCGCUCGCUGUUCCAGCACGACGUGAACCGCACCACCAUCGCCACCAUGGAGCGGCCGUCGCCGUCGCCCAUGAGGCCGCCGUCCACGCCGGACCACCCGGCCACGCCCGGCGAGCCGGAGCCCGAGCCGGCGGCGGGGGGCGCGGGGGCGGGCGCGGCGGGGGGCGCGGCGGGCGAGGAGGAGGAGGGCGGCGCGCCCGCGCUGGUGGUGUACGUGGUGGAGCCGCCGGGCGCGCACCGCCACCGCGCCGCCGCGCUGCACGCGCUGCUGCGCCUCGCCGCCUCCCUCGCCGACCGCCUACACCACCACAACCCGCUCGUCAAGAUAAUCUCGCUCGAAGGCGUGUGCGAGACGUGGGGCGUGGGCGGCGGCGCGCGCUCGGAGCUUCGCUCGCUCUCGUUCUCCGUAUUCACUGGGGCAAGGAGACUGCUCACGCACACCAACAACGGCAAGUCGCUCACCGGCUUCGGGACUGCGGCUAAUGCCAACCUGUUUCUGAGUAAUAAGGAUGAAAAGAACCGUCUCCCGUACAAGCUCUUCUCCCCGCUGUGGGUGUUAGCGCCACCCAGAGCCACUAAGGACAUGGCGGACAGCUGGGGGCAGGCGGGCGACGCGGGCGCGGUGUUGUUCCUGUCGUACUGCCUGUCUCACGACCAGCGCUGGCUGUUGGCGGCUGCUACUGAUGCGAGGGGCGAGCUGAGGGAUACCACGGCUAUUGAUGUGCACGUCCCACACAGAUCGCGACGGAGACGCGCGGCGCCGGCGCGGCGGCUCGGGCUCACGAAGCUGAUGGACUUCACGCUGGGCGUGAUGAGCCAGUCCGCGCAGCCGUGGCGCCUCGUCGUCGGCAGGGUCGGCCGGAUCGGACAUGGGGAACUAAAAGGCUGGAGCUGGCUCCUGUCUCGCAAGAACCUGGUCCGCGCGUCCAACGUGCUCCGCGAGAUAUGCGGCUCGUGCUCCGUGCUGUACCCGGGCGGGGUGCCGUGCAUCCUGUCCGCGUGCCUCGUGUCCACCGAGCCCGACUCGUGCCUGCGCCUCAUGGCCGACAGAUUCACCCCGGACGAGCGGUUCUCGCAGGCGUCGAUACAGUCGCACCUGCACACGCCGCGCGACGUCACCGCCACGCACAUACUCGUGUUCCCCACCUCCGCUACUACUCAGUCGAACCAGAUGCCGUUCGAGCAGCCGCUAGCGAACGGCGACGAGGACCUCGGCUUCCUCGGCGUGGACGUGAUGGGCGAGGAGAUGGGCGAGGACAACAUGAACAUGUCGGAGCUGUUCAUCAACAACAUGUUCGACAUGUUCGGCGUGGCCGCCACCUCGCCAAGGAACAGUCCGAGGAGAGAAGAUGAAGCGGCGAGUGAGGGCAGCCCGCAGCGGCAGCCGCAGCACGGGAACGCCAGAUAUGAGCCGGAUGAGCAGGCUGCGGAAGCGGUCGGCACCGUCCUCCAGCAACCUCUAGCCCUGGGCUACCUAGUCUCCACAGCUCCACUGGGCGCCAUGCCGCCCUGGUGGUGGGCGGGCUGCGCGCACCUGCAGGACUCGUGUCCGGCGUUCCUCAAGAACGCACUGCAUCUGCACGCCGGCACGCUGCAGUCCGCCGACGACUUCACCUCGCUCACGCAGCGCCAGCACCACACGCAUCCGCUGGAUAGCCAGCUCACUACCGAUGUGCUUAGGUACGUGCUAGAAGGCUACAACGCGCUGUCUUGGCUGGCGCUGGACGACAGCACGCACGACCGGCUCUCGUGCCUGCCCAUCCACGUGCAGGUGCUCAUGCAGCUCUACCACACCACCGCCGCGCUGGGGUAGACCAACAGUGUCACUACCACCGGGCUAGAGUAGACCCAACCACCGUGUAACCACCUGUACCGCCGCGGAGCUCGACUAAUGUAGUCAACAAUGUGCAAGAAAACUCCGGGUCGAUCCAUCAACAGUUUUAACAUCUGCAAGAAGCAACGAGUGCAAGAUGCAUGACCAGUGUAAUGUGAUUUGUGAAGUGUUUGAAGAUAGUUGCAGUGUUAUACCUGUUAUAUGAUGAUGUAAUUACUGUAUGUAUGGAUGAUUAACAGUAACAGAUCAUCAUCCACAUCAAUAAGACUACCUAUUAACUUUCUAUAUGUACUCUAAAGUUGACUGAUCAGCACAACAGCCGUUAGUUAGUUAAAUUAUUUAGUUGAAGAUCUGAGGAGUGAAUUAAGAGAUAAUGCAAUUUUGCAUUCACUCCUCAUGCUGAGGCAGGCGCUUUCCGAGUUAUGGCAACUGAACAGAGAGGAAAUCAUAAAUUCAAGUAAAAACUCAAACAUUAACUUAUUAUAUACUUAACUACUCAACAGAACCGAUUAAGACAGUGUAUUUUAACUUUUGUAACUAUUUAUUACCUAGUAAUACAUAGCUCGGAAAAGCCGAGAAUUGGUAUCAAGAAUUGUAUUUAGAUAAAUUUACAAAAUAAGAUAGACAAAAUUAGUGUUCGAUUUGGAAAUUGAUGAAGAGUCAGAAAAACCUGAAUAGUUAAAUCAAAUCCGUUAAAGGCUUGCAUAGAGUGAGGUGGACUAAGAAGUAAAACACAAAGAGAUAUCGAUAGGACAUAAGUUAAAGCUAGCGCCGAGAAAUAGAAUAAUAAUGUAAAUAAUUUUUAAUCAGAAGUUUUUGUAGUGACGCAAUUGAUCUUAUGGAAUUACUUACAUCCCAAUAGAUAGUUGUUACGUUUGUAUGGAAAACAGAUACAAAUUAAUUUCUUCCAUAAAGUAAAUACUUAAGAGACAACUACACAUCAUGCGAUGUGAAGUUGCUGUCACAUAACCGUAUUCUUCCGGAUAUCCAGCUCCCAAUGCCCGUAGUUCAAUCUUCCAUCCUAUCUCAUAAUCCCUGGUAAAUGAACCUCAUUUUUCGUAGAACUGUGUAGCGUAUUACUUGUGCCUGCAAUAUCCCUCUCUUCGCAUUAAUUUUCAUAUUGCAAUAACGUAUAGAUUUUCUUCUAUACAAGUCUAAUUAAGGCUUAGAUGCGAAUUUGUAUUUAGAUACUGAAGUAAUGUAAAAAUAUGUUUAUAAAAUUAAUCCACAGAAAGUGUGUGACAUUUUCUAUUGACCAAAUCAUUAUUAUUUUAACAUUUUGACUAAAUCAAAUACUUACAGUAAUACAAUUUGGAUUAUAAUUAUGUGUAGUCAGUGUUCAUUGCGUCUUUUGUUAUAACCACGUUAUACAAUAAAAUGUCACAAUUAUUACAACUGUAAUUAUGUAAUUACAUUGUUAUCGUAUAUGUAAUAUAUUUAUAUUUUGCGUUACUUUAUUUUAUAAAACCGGUAUGGAUUACCAAAGGAGUUAGCUAUGCGUAAUAUUUUAGUGAUAUUCUUACCAUCUUUUGUAUUUAUUUAUUUAGACAGUUUCAUAACAGGGUUUUUAUUUUCAUUUACUCAUUAGUUAGAAGUAUACAAAAUGAAGUGUUUUUUUUCUAUCACAAUCAUGUUCUCAACACUUUUUAGAGUUAUCACUUAUCUUUUAAAACUUUAAUCACAUCAAUCAUAAAUUAACAUGGAAAAUAUUAUUUUUAUAUAUGCUUUUUUACAUUACAUAAAUACAAUUAUUUUAUACUAAUUUCAUUUUUGAAAUCGUGUCAUUUUACAAUAAACUUACGGCUAGUUGUAAUUGUUUAGAUAAAUAAAAUACCUAAUAAUAGAUUGUUGCAAGAGGCGUUGAUCAUAGUAUUGAAGUGACUCGGUGUCGGGGGAACAAGCCUACUAUUGUGUUAGACGUUAGACGAUGUGCCGGCUAAUUUAGCGAUAUUUCUAGCCAAAGAUUCCCAAUGUGCCCACUGAUAUCAACACAAUUAUCAGAAAAAAACACAUAACGGUCGACUCAUCUCUAACUUUGGAAGUAAUGUUUGAUGGUAGUGGAAUUUGUAAUGAAGUAUCGAUAUAUUUGGGUAAUACUUAUCUAUCAAACAGUUACUUCUAUAGCGGAAUAGUCUGGCUGGAUCACAGUUCAAAUGCAGCUCAUAAAUAAAUUGUCCUGUUAUGAUUAAGAUCAAAGACCUCAACAGCUCAAUAAUAAACAAUUAAAAAACACCAAUAGAAAUUUAUUAAGUAACUAGAGUAUGGAGCCCCGGCUCACGGUAGUAUUUGUAUAAUUUUAAAUGUUGUCAUUUUGCAACAAACCAAACUAACAGCAUAGGAAACGUCGAAUCUCUGGGAAAGUUUUGGUAGAUAUAUAAAAUUUUCUAUUUUAAUAUAUAAUGUUAGUAAAUUAUAAGCUGUGAGGAUCCUGUACAUAAUAUGUGAGAUUAAACCUCGAGCGCUAUUAUUACCAUAAAUAUGUUCUGUGUCUUACUCCAACUGUAAAAACAUAUAUUUCCAAAGCAUUAAUUUUGUUUCUGUUGAACAAACCCGUCAAGGGGAGUGAAGCCUUGAAACCAAUAUACUUAAUUUUUGUUAUUUAGUGAUUAUUUGUUUUGGUGUAUGUUGGCGGCGUGUACAGACGGAGGGCAAGGGGCCCGCGAUAUGCCUAGUUGAAAAUGAAAUGUUUUAAAUGUGUUACAGCAUUUGAGAAUAUUUAAUGAUGUUGUAUAUAGUUUAUAUUUGUUUUGUAAAACGAUAUUUUGUACAUAGAUUUGACGUAGUUUCGAAUACCGUUAAUUUUUUGCCCACUUUGCCAAUGUAUCACGGAGCACGUUUUAUACAAAACCACUUGUAUUGUACAGUUGUUAAGAGAUUGUAGUUGAAUCAUUUUAUUUUUAGGCUUUCGUUUUUGACUCUUUUGUUAUUGUGAAUUUGUCAAUUUUUUUAGGGAAUUCGGGAACGUCAUGUUGUAAAUAGCUCACCAUUUUGUCAUUUGUUUGUAAGCCGUCAGACCUGAUGAUUGGUAUGGAAAUAAAAUUUUCUAAAUGGAGCAAUCAUUAGAACUUCGUAAAACAAAAUUAGUGUAAUACUUGAUAUUAUAACUUUAUAAAUAACUGUGAAAAAUAGGUAAUAAUAAUUAUGAAUAAAAUAUUACAUAUUUAA
Messenger RNA from Plutella xylostella (diamondback moth), 8658 nucleotides. The record is from RefSeq and is a predicted model, not a curated record. NCBI's taxonomy places the organism in Eukaryota, Metazoa, Arthropoda, Insecta, Lepidoptera, Plutellidae.